This is a messenger RNA of Coffea arabica (coffee), 703 nucleotides long. NCBI's taxonomy places the organism in Eukaryota, Viridiplantae, Streptophyta, Magnoliopsida, Gentianales, Rubiaceae. The record is from RefSeq and is a predicted model, not a curated record.
UCCCGGGAGAAAUGGUUGAUGAAUUUGUCAGCUUCACUUCUUGGAGAUGGGCACAAAUCCUUUUUGGCAGCUACAGCCAGGUGUUUAGUUUCUGAAAACUCUGAUCUGGUGAGAGUGUGUCUGACCACAGUGGCAUGGUUGAGCUCAGCUCUUGUUUCAUUAUCUGAAGCUGAGUUUCAGCUAUCUGCCUUUUCUGCUCUCAUCACUGGGCUUAAAGGUUGCCUCGAGAAUGAGCUGGUUGAGCACAAGAUUCUUGCUUCUAUGUCUCUGCUUAAUUUCAGCAAGUUUCCAGAAUGCAGGCUUUUAUUGAUGACAAUGGCUGAGGACAUUGCUGCUUCUCUUCAAAGCCUCACAGAAGUAACAUGGACAGCAAAAGAACUGUAUUCUAAGAUUUGCACCUACUGAUUUAAAGAAUUAGACUCACUGCAGGCAAGAACUACCGCUUAAGAUGAGCUGUUCUGCUUUGUACAGUUAGAGAACAUGUUGCAGAUGAAACUUAUUGCAGAUGCAUCUUUUGCAUUGUUGUUUUGUUCAGUUAGGAAAUGCAGCAUGAUGCGCUGUUUUAGACCUUUUAGAGAAGAAUGCUAUCCUUACUUCUCUUGUUUGUUUCUUUUGUCGAGUUGGGGGAGAAAAGGGUAGAGGACUAAAAAUAAGAUACAAUCAGAUCCAUUCUCAGCUGCCCUUCGAGAAGUUCGGCAGGUGU